UAUAUAUAAGGCCGCUUGCAGGCGCAGGUACCCACACUUCCUCAAGAGGUGUGAUAUCUUUCUCUUCCUCCUGCUUGCCUGCCUGCUCGCCUGCUGGAAAGAUGGGAAGUCUGAAGGUGAUGGCGAUGGUGAUGGUGGCGGUGGUGAUGGAGGCACAUGGUCACAAUUACGGAGGAUAUGGUUCAGGCCACGGCACAUCAUUGGCUAAACAGACAACAACCGCCACCGUCAGCUCCACCGUCAUUACCACCGCCACACAAACUGUUACAGCCACGGCCACAAAGACAGCCACAGCCACAGCCACAGCCACAGCCACGGUCACAGCCACGGCGGGCGGUGUUGGACUAGGCAAUGGUAAAGGUGGAGGGCGUGGCAGAGGCCAUGCUAUUGGACAUGGCUAUGGAAAUGGAGGACGUGGCAGUCGUGAAGGGCGUGGUAAUGCUUAUGGUCAUUUGAAUGGUUGAAAUGGAAAUCGAGGAAGAGGCGUUGGUCAAACCACGACCGUCGAUUAAAUAUGGCAAGAGAUCAUAUUUCCUCUCCUUUUCUUUAACCCUCUUCCUCUUCCUCCUCCUCCUCCUAUCCUUUCCUCUUCCUACCCCUCCUCCUCUCCCUUCCUCUCCUUUUUUCCCCCUCUUCCUCUUCUUCCUUCUCCUCCUAUCCUUCCCUCUUCUCUUCCUUCCUGCCAUUCCUCCUUUCUAUAAAAUCCACAUACCAUAACAUUUGUCUUCUACUUCCACUACUACUACUACUACUACUACUACUACUACCUCUACUACUACAACAACUGCAACUACAAGGCAAGGAUCACCUGGGAGUCUACGCUGAACUAAUUUUGAACUUCAUUAGACAAAAAAUAAAAGUAAAAUAAUAGUAAUAAUAAACAAAUAAAUUUACCUGUAUUUUUCAAGUCACCUGAUUCUCACCUUUGAUUGGAUUAUAUUAUUUGUUUCGUUAAUUAAUAAAUAUCUGAGCAUC
Messenger RNA from Eriocheir sinensis (Chinese mitten crab), 975 nucleotides. RefSeq lists its product as uncharacterized. Lineage: Eukaryota; Metazoa; Arthropoda; Malacostraca; Decapoda; Varunidae. The record is from RefSeq and is a predicted model, not a curated record. Bases 102 to 464 code for a protein of 120 amino acids. The transcript has 4 exons.